This is a messenger RNA of Capsaspora owczarzaki ATCC 30864, 726 nucleotides long. RefSeq lists its product as hypothetical. Bases 78 to 602 code for a protein of 174 amino acids. Gene Ontology annotation, cellular component: mitochondrion. The record is from RefSeq and is a predicted model, not a curated record. NCBI's taxonomy places the organism in Eukaryota, Filasterea, Ministeriida, Capsasporidae. The transcript has a single exon.
UCUCGCUUUCUGAUCAAUGUCAUGAUAUCCACAAACGCUUCUGCUGAUGAUCUGAAUUCCUGCACAUCUACAGUCCAAUGAAUGGUUCUAAGCGGCUCAGUCUUUCUUGUAUGCUCAGCGCCUUCUUGUCACUGAGACGCGCAGUCGUGCUUCCCCGACGACCCCUCGCUGCCAUCGCCGUCCAGACCACCUUGUUCACUCGCGCCGUCUCUGCUGCAUUCAUGUCGACCGGCGCAUCAUCGACCGGUGCCGCGGGUGCCUCCGCGGGGCCCGUGCAGCAGGUCAUUGAGGCCAAGCUCGCCUCGACGUUUCCGACUGCGACGCACAUCCAAGUGCUGAACGACUCGUACAAGCACGCUGUUCCACGAGGGUCUGAGACGCACUUCAACGUUGUCGUCGUGUCGGACGCGUUCAAGGGCCGCUCGCUGAUCGACCGCCACAGACAAGUCAACGCGCUGCUCAAGGACGAGCUCAAGGCGGGCGUCCACGCGCUCUCCAUCCAGGCACAGACACCCGAGCAAUGGCAGGCAGCGAACUGCACCGUCGCAGGAACACCAAACUGCCUCGGUGGCGACAAGCGCGCGGCAUCGCAGCAAAAGUAACGAAGGACGUGAAGGUCAUUCGCUGUAAUUCUAAGUGAAAGAAGGUGUGUGUCUGUGGUUUGUGGAGUUGUGUGGAUUUGUUCAAUAGAGGUCUAUUUGCUUUGCAUCUUACUGCGAGCGCGUG